This is a messenger RNA of Chinchilla lanigera (long-tailed chinchilla), 2355 nucleotides long. It is a transcript of the gene Cnot11, whose product is annotated as CCR4-NOT transcription complex, subunit 11. The record is from RefSeq and is a predicted model, not a curated record. Lineage: Eukaryota; Metazoa; Chordata; Mammalia; Rodentia; Chinchillidae. Gene Ontology annotation, cellular component: CCR4-NOT complex. Gene Ontology annotation, biological process: mRNA catabolic process; negative regulation of translation.
AUGAGUGACCAAGAGAGAGCCCUGGACAUCAGCAAGCGAGAGGCUGGAACUGUGCGAGAUCCGGAGGGCUGGGACAUCAGCACGGGAAGAGAAACCAACUCGCCCAGCACCUGCUCCCGGCUGGGAAGGACGUGCGCCACGCGUGGGCAUGCGCCACUACGUCGGCAAAGACGUAUUUUUCAAACAGUAACGCAGCCAGCGUUUGCCAGCCCCGCUGGGGGCCAGCCUCAGUCGUUGAGACUCAAACACGACCAGAGCGCAUCCGCCACUGUGCGCCUGCGCGACCCGGGCCUCAGAGAGCCGAGAGCCCGGCCCCUCUCAGGCCCCGCCCACUUCCGCCGGCGGCGUCCCCGCCCACCUCGCGUUUCCGGAUCCUCCGCUUGGCCUGGCUCCACCAACCUCGCUUUCGCCCCGCGCUGUCCCUUUCCUCCGCCACCGUGUGGCUUCCGCGGCGAGUGUUGUUUGCGACGCUGUCGUGCCACAGCGCGCUUUACGGCCGCGAGAACGGGGCGCUCGGGCGCCAGGGCCGCUCGGGCCGGGAAGCAGGGCGGGCGGGCGAAGGGUUUUUACCUCCCAUAACUCCACCGGAAAAGUUUUUUCUUUCCCAGCUGAUGCUGGCACCCCCAAGGGAGCUGUUCAAAAAGACGCCUCGCCAGAUCGCGCUGAUGGACGUGGGGACCAUGGGCCAGUCCGUGGACAUCAGCGGGCUCCAGUUAGCCUUGGCUGAACGCCAGUCGGAAUUGCCAACACAGAGUAAAGCCAGCUUCCCUAGUAUUCUCAGCGACCCAGACCCGGAUUCUUCUAACUCUGGAUUUGACAGCUCGGUGGCCUCUCGGAUCACAGAAUCUUUGGUCAGUGGGCCCAAACCACCUAUUGAAAGCCAUUUUCGGCCAGAGUUUAUCCGUCCACCGCCUCCGCUGCAUAUUUGUGAAGAUGAACUGGCUUGGCUCAAUCCCACGGAACCCGACCAUGCGAUUCAGUGGGACAAAUCUAUGUGUGUUAAGAAUAGCACUGGGGUGGAGAUCAAGCGAAUCAUGGCCAAAGCCUUCAAAAGCCCCUUAUCUUCUCCCCAGCAAACACAGCUCCUUGGUGAGUUGGAGAAAGACCCCAAACUUGUUUAUCAUAUUGGCCUCACUCCAGCCAAACUUCCAGACCUAGUGGAAAACAACCCUCUAGUUGCUAUAGAGAUGUUGCUGAAAUUAAUGCAGUCCAGCCAGAUCACCGAGUAUUUCUCCGUGCUGGUCAACAUGGACAUGUCGCUACACUCAAUGGAAGUUGUAAAUCGACUAACUACAGCUGUUGAUCUACCUCCUGAAUUUAUUCACCUUUACAUAUCAAAUUGCAUCUCUACUUGUGAACAAAUUAAGGAUAAGUAUAUGCAGAAUCGUUUGGUGCGUCUUGUGUGUGUCUUUCUCCAGUCCUUGAUCCGUAACAAAAUUAUUAAUGUACAGGACUUGUUUAUUGAAGUGCAGGCCUUCUGUAUUGAAUUCAGUAGGAUACGAGAAGCUGCAGGCCUGUUCAGGUUGUUGAAGACACUGGAUACUGGGGAAACGCCUUCAGAGACCAAAAUGUCCAAAUAAUACCUCACUAGAACCACCCUAUUCAUCGUUCAACUGUAUUGUGAUUAGUUUUUAAAACUCGAAUUUUUUAAAAUUUAAGAGUGGAUUGCUUGCUCUAAUGCAUAUAAAUACACUUUAUCUACUUAAUGCAAAAUUUUACUUUUCCUGGAUGGUUUUUUCCUAUGGAUGAACUUUUGGUAAGGACCUGGGAAAAUGUCUUAGGUGUUCUGCAGAUGACUAUUCAUAGGUGGACCCAUGAUCCCCAAAAAGUUACUGAAAGAAAAAUAAUUUCAUUUUUUUUUUUAAAUAACACUAAGGAAUAAGUUGCCUGUUUUUGGUUGGCAUGAUAUAGGCUUCUGAUAAGUCAGAAAUCCAGUUUUCCUGUGGUUCCAGUGUUAAGACAUUUUAAGAUUUGUGAUGUUUUGCUUGUGGCAGUGACAGCAGCUCAGUGUAGCUCCUGUCUCACAAAGGAGCCUUAUCCACGGCUGUGCUUGUAACUAUCCUGCUUUUUGUGGGGACUUUUAGAAACAGACCACAGAACAAAAGUCUCGCAGGCCUCUUCUAAACAUGGGAACCGUUAGGAUCCUUUUUAAGCACUAUUUUGUUUUAUCACCCCACUUAAGAUGGUCCCGUUAUCACCCUGAGAUUACCAGUUUUUGGUCUUAUUUUUAAGGAAAAACAUGAGUAAUGCUUGGGGAGAUGGUGUUUGGAGAUGGGAGCAGGGGUGGUGCCUGGCUGUCAACCCUGUGACUCUGGGUAACAGUGCCUUCCAUUAAAGUUCUUUUUUAUCACCUGU